Messenger RNA from Stomoxys calcitrans (stable fly), 411 nucleotides. RefSeq names its product immediate early response 3-interacting protein 1. Gene Ontology annotation, biological process: endoplasmic reticulum to Golgi vesicle-mediated transport. The record is from RefSeq and is a predicted model, not a curated record. Gene Ontology annotation, cellular component: COPII-coated ER to Golgi transport vesicle; endoplasmic reticulum membrane; Golgi membrane. NCBI's taxonomy places the organism in Eukaryota, Metazoa, Arthropoda, Insecta, Diptera, Muscidae. Bases 124 to 366 code for a protein of 80 amino acids. The transcript is spliced from 3 exons.
GAUAGCAAUUGUGAGUGAAAAUAUUUGUUUAACUAAUGUUUUUUAACGAAACCAAACGUCAUCACUAUUCCAAAAAUUAAGUACGGCAUUUCAAGUUCCUGUGUUUUAGCUAAAACAGCAAAAAUGUUUACCUUAUGGACUUUGAUAGAAGCAUCUUUGUUGUGCUUGAAUGCGGUGUGUGUUUUGCAUGAAGAAAGAUUCCUUGCUAAAAUAGGUUGGGGUGGUCAGCAACAAAACACCGAGUUCGGACAACCAACAGCUAAAGCUCAGAUUUUAAACCUAGUAAGAUCCAUACGUACGGUGGCCAAAAUUCCCCUGAUUUUUCUUAAUAUUGUAGCUGUUUUAUUUAAGCUUCUAUUGGGCUAACAGACCAAAAUGUAGCAAUCAAAUAAAUAUCAUUUUUUAAAUAUA